AUGAGUAAAAGUAACCAGACAUUAGUCAACUAUCUGGAUAGCAGCUGUUUCGAAUAUAAAGAUGAAGUUAGCCUGAAAACAGCAAUAAUGUCUUUUGUUAAUGCUAUUAUUAAUUAUGGACCCGGAGAAGAUCACUUAGAAUUCCGUCUACAUUUACGUUAUGAGUUUUUGAUGUUAGGAAUCCAACCCGUUAUAGAUAAAAUGAAAGAGCACGAAAAUGCAGUUUUAGACAGGCACAUCGAUAUUUUUGAAAUGGUGAGAAACGAGGAUGAUAAGGAAUUAGCAAGAAGAUAUGAUAAGGUUCAUGUAGAUACUAGAAGUGCAAGCAGUAUGUUUGAUGUACUAAAGCGAAAAUUGACGCAUACUGCAGGUUAUCCGCAUUUUCUUUCUUUGCUACAGCAUUGUCUUCUUAAUCCAUUUCAAGGUAGUUCCUAUUCUCAAUUUUGGCUUCUCUUGGAUCGAAUCACCCAACAAAUUGUCCUCCAGAAUCCUAAAGGAAUCGAUCCCGAUUACUCUCCUUUAGAUAUUAACGUUAAAGAAAUUAUAGAAAUGUUAGUGUCCGAAGAUGAAUUGAAAGCGGCAAAAGAAAAGGCAGCUUCUUUAGAACUAGAAAAUAACGAAAUAAAUUGCAUACUUAGCAAAAAAGAUCAGCAAAUAGAUCAAUAUUUACAAGAGAAGGAAGACCUACAAGCAUCUUUGGAUAAGUUAAAAAUAAAACUAGAGAAGGAAACCCUUAAUAAUUUAGAAGCCAAUCAAAAGUUAGCUGAACAAGAAUGUCGCAUCAAUGAACUCACGCAAAUGUUAAAGUCCGCUAGCACAGAUUCUAAAGAAGUAGGUAAUAUCCUUCAAGACAGUAGCAUUUCCGAUGAUGUUAAAGCUGGGAUUCACCUUCCUCCCCCAACGCCCCCUCCUUGCGUCCAAACACCCUUAUCAGAGAAAGGAAGACCUCCUCUUCCUCCUCCUCCUCCUCCACCAGGAUUAGGUUGUCCUCCCGCACCACCGUCCAUGCCUUCUAGAUGUAACACCUUGAAAUUGCCAAAAAAGGACAUUCCUCAACCUUCCACGCCAUUAAAGUCUUUUAAUUGGUCGAAAUUAUCCGAUGCAAAACUAGAAGGGACCCUUUGGGCCGAAUUUGAUGUAAGCAAACUUUAUAAAGACAUAGAUUUAGCAGAUUUUGAUAGAUCAUUCUCUGCUUAUCAAAAACAAACUUUGGGUUCUGUAGAAGACAUUCCUUGCAUUCUUUCACGUCCAACUCGUUUUACUCGCGAACUUUCAGUCAUUGAUUGCAGGCGUGCACAAAAUUGUACAAUUUUAUUAUCUAAGUUGAGAUUAUCGAAUGAUGAAUUAUGUAAAGCCAUUCUCAGCAUGGAUAGCAAAGAUCAAUUGGCUAAAGAUAUGCUCGAACAGAUAUUAAAAUUUAUGCCAAGUUCCGAAGAAAAAGCUCUAUUAGAAGAACAUAGCAACGAAAUCGAAAAUAUGGCCAGAGCCGAUCGAUUUCUUUACGAAUUAACUAAAAUUCCUCGUUAUGAGCAACGAAUAAGAACACUCUUCUACAAGAAGAAAUUUAAAGAAAGAAUUGACGAUUGUAAACCAAAAAUAAAUGCUGUUUUAGAAGCAUGCAAAGAAGUGCAAAGAAGUAAAAAAUUGAAAAAAUUAUUGGAAUUAGUUUUGGCAUUUGGAAAUUACAUGAAUCGUGGACAGAGAGGAAAUGCUUCAGGUUUUCACGUUGCUAGUUUAAACAGAAUUGCUGAUACUAAAUCUAGUAUCAACCGCAAUGUCACUCUUCUGCAUUAUAUUCUUAAAACUGUCGAAAAUAAGUUCAAAGAUGUAUUCCAUUUAGAAGAAGAUAUCCCACAUGUUAGAGAAGCUGCUAAAGUUAAUUUAACAGAAUUAUCCAAAGAAAUAUUAAGUUUAAAAGUCGGUUUGCAAGAAGUUCAAAAGGAAAUGGAAUAUCAUCGUUCUCAACCUCAAUCUUCUGGUGACCAAUACGUUCCUGUCAUGAAAGAAUUCGUUACAAUUGCCAUUUAUCAAAUGUCUGAAUUAGAAGAAAGCUUUCAAGACAUGAAUACAAGGUAUGAACGAGUAUUGAGGAUUUUUGGUGAAGAUGCUUCUCAUAUGCAAGCUGAAGAUUUCUUUACCAUUUUUGAUACGUUUCUAACAUCAUUUACUGAAGCUAAACAAGAAAAUGAAUCUAUGAAAAGGAAAAAAGAAGACGAAGAAAAGAGAAUUAAACAAGAAGAAGAAGUAAAUAUAUUUUAUUCAGUAGUUUAAAAAGUUGUAUAAUUCAUACGCGAAUCGUCGCAUC
Messenger RNA from Centruroides sculpturatus (bark scorpion), 2305 nucleotides. RefSeq names its product disheveled-associated activator of morphogenesis 1-like. Gene Ontology annotation, molecular function: actin binding. Bases 1 to 2271 code for a protein of 756 amino acids. The transcript is spliced from 18 exons. The record is from RefSeq and is a predicted model, not a curated record. Gene Ontology annotation, biological process: positive regulation of actin filament polymerization. NCBI's taxonomy places the organism in Eukaryota, Metazoa, Arthropoda, Arachnida, Scorpiones, Buthidae.